Molecule: messenger RNA, 1017 nt
Organism: Daldinia childiae
Lineage: Eukaryota; Fungi; Ascomycota; Sordariomycetes; Xylariales; Hypoxylaceae
Exons: 2
Coding region: 1-1017 (338 amino acids)
Source: RefSeq, a predicted model, not a curated record
AUGGCGAAUCCGGUUGUAGCACCUUGGGAGCUUGAUCCUAAAGGAGAUGUCCUACUUACACUUCACAACCCGAACGCACCAUUUGCUGUAUGGGAUGAAUACUGGUAUAGGAAGAUAGCAACCGAAGCUACUCAUGUCAGACCAAUCUACAAGUCCAACGCCAAAGUCCAGUUCUUACUCUCGUCAAGACAUCUAUCUUUAGCUUCCGGGUACUUUAAAAACCUUCUGCGAGGUCCUUGGAUAGAAGCAACGCCAACGUCCCCAGAUGGUCGCCUGUGUGUGGAUGCUGAGGGUUGGGAUGAGAAUUCUAUGCUCAUUCUAAUGCGAAUUAUACACGGUCACAAUUACAAAAUCCCCAAAUCAAUGACUCUUGAAGAAGUUGCUAAGGUUGCCGUACUGGUUGACUAUUACCAAUGCCAUGAGGCAGUUAUGGUGUGGUCAGAUGUAUGGAUAAACAAUAUGCCUGGUUAUGACAAACAUACGUUUAACAGGGACAUUGUUCUAUGGAUUUUAGUUACUCAAGUUUUCCGUAAAGAAAAAUUAUUCAAGAACGCAACGCUGGUCGCUAUACAGCAUUGUAAAGGUAAAUUCCCAACGUUAGGCCUGCCAAUCACGGCAGCGGCCGGAAGAAUCGAUGAGCAGAGGGAGUAUCUCCUGGGUCAGAUUUUUUUUCUUUUAUAUGACCUUUUAAAACGCUUACGCGAGGGCCGAGCUGGAUGCUCAUUCGAGUGUUCGUCGAUGCUGCUGGGCGCACUCAGUAUACAGCUCCAGAAGCUAGGGAUCUUGGAGCCGCCGCUGAAUCCCCCAUAUGCUCGCUAUAGUUACCUGAUAACUAUAUCAACGAUGUUGGGAUUAGUUACUCCUAGAUGGAUCCCCUUGCCAUCAAGCGCGCUCCCAAAAGCGCCAGCCUCGACCUCAAGAGAAGAACCACACUCUUGUACGCUUCCGAGCUUUCUCUCCGCGAGGUUGAGUGAUAAAGCCAAAGGCAUCGAGCUAGCAAAUAUCCGCAAAGACUGA